CCUUACAAUUCUAGUUUUGCAGAAUCCUGCUAUAGAAAAAAUGGAGCUGUUCGGUGUAUUUGUAAAGAAAACUAUGCUGGACCUAACUGUGAAAGAUGUGCUCCUGGUUAUUAUGGAAACCCCUUGCUUGUCGGAAACACCUGUAAGAAAUGUGACUGCAGUGGAAAUUCUGAUCCUAACCUGAUUUUUGAAGAUUGUGAUGAGAUCACUGGCCAGUGUAGGAAUUGCUUACGUAAUACCACUGGAUUCAAGUGUGAACGCUGUGCCCCAGGCUACUAUGGGGAUGCCAGGAUAGCCAAGAACUGUGCAGUGUGCAAUUGUGGAGGAGGCCCAUGUGACAGUGUAACCGGAAAAUGCUUGGAAAAAAGUUUUGAACCCCCUACAGGCACGGACUGCCCAACCAUAAGCUGUGAUAAGUGCAUCUGGGAUCUGACCGAUGACCUUCGCUUAGCCGCGCUCUCCAUUGAAGAAAGCAAAUCCGGUGUGUUGAGUGUGUCCUCCGGUGCCGCUGCCCAUAGACACGUGAAUGAAAUGAACUCCACCAUCUACCUCCUCAAAACAAAAUUGUCAGAAAGAGAAAACCAGUAUAUCCUAAGAAAGAUACAAAUCAACAACGCUGAGAAUACAAUGAAAAGCCUUCUGUCUGACCUGGACGAAUUAGCUGAAAGGGAAAGUCAAGCUUCAAGAAAGAGCCAACUGGCUGAAAAGGAAAGUAUGGAUACCAUUAACCACGCAACUCAGCUUGUAGAGCAAGCCCACGACAUGAGGGAUACAAUCCAAGAGAUCAACAACAAGAUGCUGUACUAUGGGGAGCAGCAAGAUCUUAGCUCUGAGGAAAUCUCCGAGAAGCUGGUGUUGGCCCAGAAGAUGCUGGAAGAGAUUAGAAGCCGUCAACCAUUCUUCACUCAACGGGAGCUCGUGGAUGAAGAGGCGGACGAAGCCCAUGAAUUGUUGAGCCAGGCUGAGAGUUGGCAGCGGCUGUACAAUGAUACCCGCUCUCUGUUUCCUGUGGUCCUGGAACAGCUGGAAGACUACAAUGCUAAGUUGUCAGACCUUCAAGAAUCACUUCACCAGGCCCUUGACCAUAUCAGGGAUGCAGAAGACAUGAAUAGAGCCACGGCAGCCAGGCAGCGGGACCACGAGAAACAACACAACAAAGUGAGAGAACACAUGGAUGGGGUGAAUGCCUCCCUGAGGACAUCUUCAGACUCUCUGGUAACACCUCGUCUGACCCUUGUAGAACUUGAUGAAAUAAUAAAGAAUGCAUCAGGGAUUUAUGCUGAAAUAGAUGGAGCCAAAAAUGAACUACAGGGAAAGCUAUCCAACUUAAGUAACCUCAGUUAUAGUUUAGUCCAAGAAGCUGUUGACCAUGCACAAAAUCUUCAACAAGAGGCCGAUGAACUAAACAGGAAUUUACACAGUUCAGAUGCAAACGGGCUGGUUCAGAAGGCUUUGGACGCUUCCAAUGUCUAUGAAAACAUCGCCAAUUACGUUAGUGAAGCCAACGAUACGGCAGAGUUGGCUUUGAACAUCACUGACCAAAUUUACGAUGCUGUGAGUGGGAUUGACACUCAAAUCAUUUACCAUAAAGAUGAAAGCGAGAACCUCCUCAAUCAAGCCAGACAACUGCAAACAAGGGCAGAUUCCAGCAAUGAUGCAGCUGUGGCUGACACCAGCAGGCGUGUGGGGGGAGCCGUAGCAAGAAAGAGUAACCUUAAAAGCAGAUUAAAUGAUGCCAUUAAGCAACUGCAAGCCACAGAAAGAGGUGACGCUCAGCAGCGCCUGAGUCAGUCCAAGCUGGUCACCGAGGAGGCAAACAGGACGACGAUGGGAGUCCAGCAGGCCACCGCCCCGAUGGCUGACAACCUCACCAACUGGUCACAGAGCCUUCAAAAGUUUGACUCUUUUGCUUACAACACUGCAGUGGACUCUGCCAGAGAUGCAGUAAGAAAUUUGACAGAGGUUGUCCCUCAGCUCCUGGAUCAGCUUCGCACAGUGGAGCAGAAGCAGCCUGCAAGCAACGUUUCCGCCAGCAUCCAGAGGAUCCGAGAGCUCAUUGCUCAGACCAGAAGUGUUGCCAGCAAGGUAAGCCAUGAAAAGACUCAUUAUUAUUGA
This is a messenger RNA of Myotis lucifugus (little brown bat), 2115 nucleotides long. RefSeq names its product laminin subunit alpha-4-like. The annotation marks the transcript as partial. The record is from RefSeq and is a predicted model, not a curated record. Gene Ontology annotation, molecular function: signaling receptor binding. Gene Ontology annotation, biological process: regulation of cell adhesion; regulation of cell migration; cell adhesion. The transcript has 15 exons. NCBI's taxonomy places the organism in Eukaryota, Metazoa, Chordata, Mammalia, Chiroptera, Vespertilionidae.